AAAAUUUUAAUCGCCAAUCGCGCUGUUUACGUUAUGAUAAGCGAAAGUUAGAAAUUCUGUCGCGAGUAUGAAUUUAAAUUACAGGUUUAGUCAAGAUCAUGAAUUAAUUUAGAUAUAUUUGAAAUGUCAAAUUAAAAUUCACGCUUCGAGGGUUCGUUCAUUCAUUUUGCGAACAUUUUGCCAAGUACAUCUGUGUCGUUCGCGUGCCAUUUUGCUCUUCGUGUGAAGAGCAAUUUUUUAGUAUUUUUGUAACUCUCUAAUCCAUUUUGUUCGUUUUAAACAAUUGUUUGCAAUGGCUAAUAAAUCUUGGACAUUCCGAGUUCAAUACGACCCCGAUAAUGUUGGCAUCAUAUGCGUCUCUGGUGACUGCGAGACUUUAGGAAAUUGGUGUCCAAACAACUUACUUCGUUUGAAACUAGACAAAGCUACAAAUUCGUGGAUAGGUUCUGCAGAUAUUCCCACCGAUCGAGACGUCCAUUACAGGUACGUUCUGUGUACAUUUAUCAAUUCCAGUCCGCCAAAAACGAUGAUUCACUACUGGGAAACAAAUCUACAGUCUCGAAUCAUCCAAAGUACCAGUGUUUUCAAAGAAUCGGAGACAAAAGUAGAUGUUUUUGGCCUUUCUGAGAACACAAAGAAAAUAGAAAAUGGCUGGCUCACAUCCGACGUAUUUGUACAAUUGAGCGUUAAUCGAGAUGCUAUCCAGUGGCAAUCUCCAAAUUAUCAAAAUAAAAAAGUCAAUAUUAAAUUAUCGUCAGCUUUGCCUUGCGAUAUCAAUACCGGUGCUGGUUGUUCCGAGGUUUUACUAUCGGUUUGCGAGGAAAACGGAAGAUUAUGUAAGCAAGAAGAAAAUGGAUACGCGUAUUAUAAAUCAGAUUCGACCAUUUUUAUAACACGCGCAUUUUCCAUUGAUAAACUAGGAUUUAAAAUCGAAUUCGUCGAUUUAGAAGAAUCGGAAGUAAAAAAGUACUACAGCUUCGCCGUGUUGGAAAAUAAAAAUCAAAAUAGCCAUGGAAGUUUCACGAUACCAAUUCAUUCUGAGCAACGUGAAUAUCUUGGAACACUUUCUGUUAAAUAUUUAAUCAUCAGGCCAACCGCUGAUUUAAGCUGUAAAUUCAAAGUAUCAUACGCCAAGUAUUGGAAUAAUUCGUGGACCGGUCUUGAAAUUGGGCACAGAGGUUCCGGUGUAUCUUAUUCCAAAGUUAAAGAAAAAAACGCGAAAUUCCGCGAGAACACGAUCGGAUCGUUUAAAUCGGCCGGUCAGUGUGGUGCCCAUCUCAUCGAGUUCGAUGUUCAACUAACUAACGAUCUAGUUCCUACAAUUUACCACGAUUUCCAUGUUCUGUUGGAUGUACGGAAGAAAGAGCAAAUGGAUCAGAACAGUCGAAAAAUGGUAUUCCCUUUCCAUAAGCUACGAUACGAGGAGUUGAAAGAUUUCAAAGUUCAUCACGUGAACGAAAGUAAUUUAACGUUUUCGUUCGAAAAUGACGAUCAAGAAGAGUAUUCCCCGUUUCCAUCGCUGGAGCAGGUACUUCAAGCAAUUGAUCCGCAAAUUGGGUUCAAUAUAGAAAUCAAAUACAAUUCUGAAUUAAUGGACGGAAGCAACGAACUCGACCAUCCGAUUGAUAUGAACGAAUACGUAGACAGAAUUCUAAAAGUAGUCUACGCGAAUGCCGGAAGAAGAUAUAUCGUAUUUUCUUCCUUCAAUCCGGAUGUUUGCCUGAUGGCUCGAAUGAAACAAAACAAAUACCCGGUGAUGUUCCUGACUCAAGGACAGACGAAAAAAUAUCCACCUUAUUCGGAUCAUAGAAUGAGUAACGUUGAAAACGCCGUCAAGUUCGCCAACUACGCUGAUUUAUUGGGUAUUGUGGCUCAUAGCGAAGAACUUCUGGUUAAUUAUAGUCAUGUUAAAUACGUGUUGAAUAACAACUUGGUCCUGUUUUGUUGGGGUGAUGAUAAUAACGACGAGAAAAAUAUAUGUACCCUUCGCGAACAAGGAGUACAUGGUAUUAUUUUCGACAGAAUUGAUCAGUAUGGUCAGAAAUUGAAGAAGGAUGUGUUCCAGAAUGUUGUUGUAAAUUGAUAAAAAGAUUUCAAAUUUCGAGUGUAUUUGUUCUAUAAAGUUGAACCUUUGCUAGUAUUAUUGAACAUUUUUUAAAAAAUGGUUUUAAAUUUUUUUCAGUAGGUUUUUAAAAUCUACAAGUAUGUAUACUUUCAAUCAUUUUAAGGAAUAUUCCGUAUCAGUAUUUGUGUUUGUAAAGUUGUUGUAUUGACGAGCAUCUUGUUUUGUUCAUAUGCUGGCAAUCUUUAAAUAUAAUUUUUCCUUAGUUA
Molecule: messenger RNA, 2331 nt
Organism: Planococcus citri (citrus mealybug)
Lineage: Eukaryota; Metazoa; Arthropoda; Insecta; Hemiptera; Pseudococcidae
Product: glycerophosphocholine phosphodiesterase GPCPD1-like
Exons: 14
Coding region: 293-2083 (596 amino acids)
Biological process (GO): glycerophospholipid catabolic process
Molecular function (GO): starch binding; glycerophosphocholine phosphodiesterase activity
Source: RefSeq, a predicted model, not a curated record